Messenger RNA from Entelurus aequoreus (snake pipefish), 2431 nucleotides. RefSeq names its product ankyrin repeat domain-containing protein 31-like. Gene Ontology annotation, molecular function: protein binding. The record is from RefSeq and is a predicted model, not a curated record. The transcript is spliced from 13 exons. NCBI's taxonomy places the organism in Eukaryota, Metazoa, Chordata, Actinopteri, Syngnathiformes, Syngnathidae. The coding region runs from base 288 to 2216 and encodes 642 amino acids.
ACGGAUACAGGCGGUCAGUGAUUAAACUUUUGAUUACUUAUUUAUAUUGAUUUAUAUACAUUAUUUGUUUUUUAUUUUACUAAGGUUUGCUGUGCUGUGCGUACUUUUUAUUGUUGAAUAUAAGUAAAGUGCAGUGAUUUCGCGCCACUUCGACAGGCGACGGCAGGACAAGGUCAGUUCUGUCAAAUCUGCGUCGUCGCCACUGUGCCAUUGACAGACUUUAGUGCUUGGGAAAAGUCGACAAAUACAUUUGCUGAGGUACAGAAGUGACGAAAGAGAAUAAGGACAUGUUCAACCCUAUCAACAGUAGUCUACCCUCUGGGGAAACGACUGGCGGCUGCAAUAAAGAGCAUGACAACAAUUCAGAUGGUUCAUCAGAUGAGGACUCUAUAAGCCUGUUGCAUGAUCUUAAUACCAUCCAAAGCAAAGAGGGAAUGCAACACUGUGGUUUAAUUUUAGCAACCAAUAGCAAGGAGUCUAAGAAUAUGAUGGCAAUAAGCCAACUACAAGUGGCAGAAUAUGCUGUGGAUGAUGCAGACAAUGCAAAUGACUCUCAAAACGGUAAUAUGCACAAGGAGAUACAGCUUUACGAGACAGAUGAAAAUGAAGACGCUGUUCCUCACAAAACAUGCAGAGUAGAUGAGGCCUGUGGUGAAGUCCUCACUCAAGCCGGAGACAUCGUUAACUUAGAAAAUAUUGCCGCUCUCCAUAAAGCCUCUGCCGAGGGUAAUGUGGAAGGGGUCCAGGAGCUGUUCAAUGCUGAUGGCGAUAUCAAUGCUGUAAGCAAUGAUUAUGACACUCCACUGCUGGAUUGUGUAUCCUCUGGACAUCAGCAGGGAGUAAACAUUGUUUUCCAGUAUGGCUCACAGCCGAAUACCAGGAAUACAUUAGGCUUCACUGCACUGGAUGUAGCUGACCAGAUGGAGAAUAAAGAGCUUUUUAACAAAUCUUCCACAAGUCAAACGCAGCCUGAUACAUUGUCUGGUGAGCUUUCCGCUGAGGCUCACUCCAACAAGCUGCCACCAUGCCAUUCGAGCUUCAGUUGCACAUCAAACUUAGAACCCAGAGAAUUGGAUAAUGGAAACAGAACUGAUAAACCUGCUGGCAUUCCAUUGAGGAAGAAUGACACUGCAACAGAUAAUACUGCAAGGCAAAUGUUGGCAUCGGUGGAGAAAAAGCAAAAAGAAAUAUCAACUUGGUCUCUGACACAACCACAGGAUGGAGUUGUAUUUGUGUGUUCUUGCUUUCCAGUCAUAUACCUUUCAGCUAUAACAAAUAUUCAGAAUGAACUGGCUGAGAUCUUUGUCAAGCAACAGUUGGAGAAGGAUAAUCUUGUCCACAAAUACAAGAGCAUGACUUCACCCAUUCUUCAACAUGGGGUGAAAAUUAAAUUUCUUUCCCUUUGUUCACGGCAAAGGAAAUUAGUGAACAUCCUUCAGAUGCAAAUGAAUCAGAUGACGGAGAUGAAAAAAGGUUCCCAAGACAAACUCAUUCCAAAAAGGGGAACCCAAAAGUCAACAAGACGGGCCAACCCACAGAAAAGAUUGGCCCAAACCAAGGACAAGGUCCUUACAGUCCUUCCAGGUCUUUUUCUACCAGCACACAGGCAGGAUCACUCUUAUUUGCUGAAAAUAAUCCAAGCCAACAAUGUUCAAACAAAAUAUAUUUAUCCACCGUCACAAGGAAGAGCUAAAGAACAUAGCAAACAUCUCUCUCAGCUUAUCCAGAAGGGACUAAUACCACAUGGAGGUGUUUUACAGAUUUUCUUAAAGGGGAAGUGGCACUCUGCACAUGUGCAGGGCAAUGGUUCAAUAAAGGACAGCAAAGGAAAGUCACACUUGUUUCCAGAGUGCUGGCUUCAGUCUAUACUGGCGAACAACAUCCCUGUCAGUUCUACGUAUGCCUGGGACAAGGUGAUGUUCCAAAACAAAACCUUGUCUUACUUAUUCAAAAAGUUGACUGAAGAAAGUACAUCAGAGACGGAUGUCCAACAUAACAGUCAUGGUUUUAAUCAGGAAACACUAACCCCAGGUCUGUUCUCCCUAUCUGCUGGCAUAUUUGACUGUGGCCGCUCUGCACAUUUCCUGUCUGGCACUUCCUUUAGAUCAACUCAAUGUAGUAAGAACAGACAAGCAGCCAGUGAAGUCUUGGUUUCAGUAUGUGAAUUAUUAAUUCCACGUCUUCCAACUGGAGGUUCUCUAAACACCAAGUGUUGACAGUUACUUUCAAAGCCAUCGUCUGUUUCUGUAAAAUAUUGGUAUGAAAUAUGUUUCAUGUUUUUCAGUGCCAGGUCUGAAUCCUCUAAUGGCAAUCAGGACAGUUUAUUUGGUGGCGGAUGAAGAGCUGAUACCAAAUGCUAUAAUAGACAGCUACUGGAAGAGGCUGUUACAGAAGGACUUUCCGCAGUUCUAAUGACGGUCUCGCCAUCAUC